AUGGCCGCAUCCUGUCCUAUACUGCCUUCUUUUACCUUUGUCAUUGAUGGCGGGAUCCGACGUAAACGAAUCGGCAAAAAGUCCACAUCAUCCACCGUUCCAUCGAGGACGUCAGCAAAGAAGCCCGAUCCGUCGCCAGUAAAAGAGAAAAGUGGGCAGGGUCCAUUGGAUUCAGCGUCACCGAAUCGUUCCAAGCAUAAUCAACUGAAUAUUGUUCCUUCAUGGUUGCCCACCCAUCGCUGUGAGAAACCGCCUUAUUCUUAUGCAACCAUGAUCGCCCAUGCUAUUCUUUCAAGCACCGAUAAACGAUUAACCCUAGGCGAGAUCUACCACUGGAUAGCCGAUCGCUAUCCCUUCUACAAAUUGGGCGAACAAGGAUGGCAGAAUUCCAUUCGCCACAAUUUAUCGUUGCAUAAAGCGUUUGUAAAGUUGCAUCGCCCCGCUGCUCCAACCAGCGUCGCUGGGAAAGGCAAUUUCUGGACUCUCCGAGAAGAAUUCGAG
Molecule: messenger RNA, 501 nt
Organism: Radiomyces spectabilis
Lineage: Eukaryota; Fungi; Mucoromycota; Mucoromycetes; Mucorales; Radiomycetaceae
Product: fork head domain-containing protein
Exons: 2
Biological process (GO): regulation of transcription by RNA polymerase II
Molecular function (GO): RNA polymerase II cis-regulatory region sequence-specific DNA binding; DNA-binding transcription factor activity, RNA polymerase II-specific
Source: RefSeq, a predicted model, not a curated record